This is a messenger RNA of Sorghum bicolor (sorghum), 1616 nucleotides long. RefSeq names its product peroxidase 3. The record is from RefSeq and is a predicted model, not a curated record. Lineage: Eukaryota; Viridiplantae; Streptophyta; Magnoliopsida; Poales; Poaceae. Gene Ontology annotation, molecular function: heme binding; peroxidase activity. The transcript is spliced from 3 exons. Gene Ontology annotation, biological process: hydrogen peroxide catabolic process; response to oxidative stress. Gene Ontology annotation, cellular component: plasmodesma; plant-type cell wall. Bases 164 to 1222 code for a protein of 352 amino acids.
UGCAUGAUUUGGUGCUAACGAAAUAGAGUAAGAAAUCGCUGUGCCCACGAUUAUAUAGCCUAGGCAGGCCGGCUUCCAUUCCAUCACUCGACACAUCCACCCGAUCGAUCGAUCGCUAUCCCCUCUCUCACUCUCACGUCACGAGCUCGAGUGUCGUCCAAUAAUGUCUCGGAGCUGCAGCAUGACGCCGACGUCGUCGCCACCGCUCGUCGUCGUCCGCCUCCUUGCGUCGGCCGUGGCGACGAUGCUGGUGCUCGCGUCCGGCGGCGGCGUUUGCGACGGCGCCGCGCUGAAGGCGCACUUCUACCGGCGCAGCUGCCCCGCGGCGGAGGCUGUGGUCCGCGACAUCGUGGUGGCGCGCGUCGCCGCCGACCCCGCCGCGCUCCCCGCCAAGCUGCUCCGCCUCUUCUUCCACGACUGCUUCGUCAGGGGGUGCGACGCGUCGGUGCUGCUGGACUCGACGGCGGGGAACACGGCGGAGAAGGACGCGGCGCCGAACGGGUCGCUGGGAGGCUUCGACGUGAUCGACACGGCGAAGGCCGUGCUGGAGGCCAUCUGCCCAGGCACCGUCUCCUGCGCCGACAUCGUGGCGCUCGCCGCCAGGGACGCCGUGUCGCUGCAGCUCGGGCGGGACCUGUGGGACGUGCAGCUGGGGCGGCGCGACGGCGUGGUGUCGCGGGCGUCGGAGGCGCUGGCCGACAUCCCUUCGCCGUCGGACAACUUCACCACCCUCGAGGCCAGAUUCGGCAGCAAAGGCCUCGACGUCAAGGACCUCGUCAUCCUCUCAGGCGCGCACACGAUCGGCGUGGCCCACUGCAACACCUUCGCGUCACGCCUCUCCGGCUUCGGCAGCUCCAACUCCGGCGCCGACCCGACGCUGAACGCGGCGUACGCGGCGCAGCUCCGGUCGCGGUGCGGUCCGGCGCCGGUGGCCUCGUCGAACAACGUGACGGCGGUGACCAUGGACCCGGGAAGCCCCGCGGGGCGGUUCGACGCGCACUACUACGUGAACCUGAAGCUGGGGCGGGGCCUGUUCGCGUCCGACGCCGCGCUGCUCGCCGACCGCCGCGCCGCCGCCAUGAUCCACCGCCUCACCAGGAAGGGCUACUUCCUCCAGGAGUUCAGGAACGCCGUUCGCAAGAUGGGGCGCGUCGGCGUGCGCACCGGCGGCCGCGGGGAGAUCCGCCGGAACUGCAGGGCGGUCAACUCAGAUGCUAUGUGAUGUGAUGACGACGGACGUGCGGUGAGUUUAAUUUCAGAUUGUUGUAGCGCGCCAACGUGGGGGGAUGUGGGCACACACUGCCUGUUUUUUUUUUUUUUGCUUAUUUUUAUUUGUUCUCGUCUUAUUUACAUACAUUGUAUUUAGAGGAGUAACGUGGGUCACCUACUGGGGUGGUAAUUAGUAUAUAUACAUAUAUACAUGUAUAACUGGAGGUGGUCAUGUUUUUACCCUGCAUUGGUUCUUGCAAUCUUGCUGUUGUACGUCCUCAACCUCAUGGGAGUACAUGUACAUUACUCUGGUGUUCACAUAUAGAUGUGAGCUGUGUCAAAUGUCAGAUGAAUGAAUUGGCAGGGAAAUUGCUGGCUGUGUUUGAUCCGGUCGAGCUCAAAGUUAA